ACGCGCACUGCCGCUGGGCAGGGAGAUCCCGGGUUCUGGACACUGAGUGCCGGGGUUCGUUUCCGCUGCCUCCGGUUUUCCGAGAGCGGGCGCUGCUUUCGCGCUUCCGCUAGACCCCCGCGGCCCCCGGCGGGGACGGGGGUUUCGGAGCUGCGGUGCCGGAGCGAGCGUCUCUUCUUCCUCCCACUCGGGCGGAGGCUUUGUCGCUGCGGGCCGGGCCCCAGGACGCUCCCAAUGGCCGGGCAGCGGGUGGAGGUGGAUGGCGGGAUCAUGGAAGGGGGCGGCCAGAUCCUGAGGGUGUCUACAGCCCUGAGCUGUCUUUUGGGCCUCCCCUUGCGGGUGCAGAAAAUUCGAGCCGGCCGCAGUACGCCAGGCCUCAGGCCUCAACAUUUAUCUGGACUGGAAAUGAUUCGAGAUUUGUGUGAUGGGCAACUGGAGGGGGCAGAAAUCGGCUCAACAGAAAUAAUGUUUACACCGGAGAAGAUUAAAGGUGGAGUCCACACAGCAGAUACCAAGACAGCAGGGAGUGUGUGCCUCUUGAUGCAGGUCUCAAUGCCCUGUGUUCUCUUUGCUGCUUCUCCAUCAGAACUUCGUUUAAAAGGUGGAACUAAUGCUGAAAUGGCACCACAGAUUGAUUACACAGCCAUGGUUUUCAAACCAAUUGUGGAAAAAUUUGGUUUCCAAUUUAAUUGUGAUAUUAAAAUGAGGGGCUACUACCCAAAAGGGGGUGGUGAAGUGAUUGUCCGAAUGUCACCUGUUAAACAGUUGAACCCAAUAAAUUUAACGGACCGUGGCUCUGUGACUAAGAUAUAUGGAAGAGCUUUUGUUGCUGGUGUUUUGCCAUUUAAAGUGGCAAAAGAUAUGGCGGCGGCAGCUGUAAGAUGCAUCAGAAAGGAGAUUAGGGAUCUGUAUGUUAACAUCCAGCCUGUUCAGGAACCUAAAGACCAAGCCUUUGGCAAUGGAAAUGGGAUAAUCAUUAUUGCUGAGACAUCUACUGGCUGUUUGUUUGCUGGAUCAUCGCUUGGUAAACGAGGUGUAAAUGCAGACAAGGUUGGAAUUGAAGCUGCUGAAAUGCUGUUAGCAAAUCUUAGACAUGGUGGUGCUGUGGAUGAGUAUCUGCAAGACCAGCUGAUCAUUUUCAUGGCAUUAGCCUGUGGAGUUUCCAGAAUAAAAACAGGACCAGUUACACUCCAUACACAAACGGCUAUACAUUUUGCUGAACAACUAGCAAAGGCUAAAUUCUCUGUGAAGAAAUCAGAAGAUGAAGACGAUGCCUCUAAAGACACUUAUAUUAUUGAGUGCCAAGGAAUUGGGAUGACAAAUCCAUAUCUAUAGGGUAUUUGCCUUUUAAAUAAUACCUCAAUGAUAUAUUGCACUAAUUCAUUUCAUAAAUAUUACACAGCAGUGAAUAAGCAGUAACUUAUUAAAGGACCUGACUUAAAUUUGGAGAUGAAGUACAGAGUGUUAUAGAUUUGCUGAGAAUGCUUCAUCUAAUUAAUCUCACUUUGACUAUCUCCUGAGAUAAAGACAAUGAAAUACAAGAGUUGAUGGAUAUGUAUGAUAGCUGAUUUCAGUAUUAAAGUAUGGAAAUAGAGUAUUUUUUCUAC
Messenger RNA from Acinonyx jubatus (cheetah), 1607 nucleotides. RefSeq names its product RNA 3'-terminal phosphate cyclase (gene RTCA). Gene Ontology annotation, molecular function: RNA-3'-phosphate cyclase activity. The transcript is spliced from 11 exons. Bases 235 to 1335 code for a protein of 366 amino acids. The record is from RefSeq and is a predicted model, not a curated record. NCBI's taxonomy places the organism in Eukaryota, Metazoa, Chordata, Mammalia, Carnivora, Felidae. Gene Ontology annotation, biological process: RNA processing. Gene Ontology annotation, cellular component: nucleus.